Daucus carota subsp. sativus is the source of this 2875-nucleotide messenger RNA. Its product is annotated as probable LRR receptor-like serine/threonine-protein kinase At5g59680. The coding region runs from base 82 to 2724 and encodes 880 amino acids. Gene Ontology annotation, biological process: protein phosphorylation. Gene Ontology annotation, molecular function: ATP binding; protein binding; protein kinase activity. Lineage: Eukaryota; Viridiplantae; Streptophyta; Magnoliopsida; Apiales; Apiaceae. The record is from RefSeq and is a predicted model, not a curated record. The transcript is spliced from 13 exons.
UUUAGUAUAUGUACUUAAGUCAGACAACAACCAUGUCAUUAAGCAUCUCUUACAGAGUAAUAUUAAUCAGCGAGCCAUAAAAUGUUAUCAAAAUACUGCUUAUUGCUGUUUGCAAUUGUUCUCGAGUAUUCACUUAAUCCAGCAGUGCUUCUUCAUGCACAGGGAGACAAUCCACGAGGCUUUGUGAGCAUAGAUUGUGGAUUGCCUAAAGGUUCUGACUACAAGGAAAGUACUACUGAAUUAUACUACAAAUCCGACGCUAAUUUGAUCGACAGUGGUGAGAGCAAGAAGUUAUCAGCUGUCCCCGAAGAAAUCUCCGAUGAGAAAUACCUGUUUACUCUCAGAAGCUUUCCUCGAGGAAAGAAAAACUGUUACACCUUUCAACCUACACCCGGGAGAGGUAACAGGUAUCUGAUAAGAGCAACUUUUCUGUAUGGUAACUAUGAUUCUUUAAACCUGUUGCCAACAUUUGAUCUCACUCUGGGAGCAGAGACCUGGAGCACAAUCGUAAUUGAAGAUAGUUCCAAAGUUGUGAGAAAAGAGAUCAUACAUGUUCUAUCUUCAGAUUAUGUACAUGUUUGUCUCAUAAAGACAGGCACUUCUACACCUUUCAUCUCAGCAAUAGAGUUGAGGCAUCUCAAUGAUACAGAAUCCCCGUAUUCAGCUGGUUCAGCGUCACUGCAAACCUUGAGACAGCAAUACUGCGACAAAAAAGACUCCAGAGAAGUUUUCAGGUAUGAAGAUGACAUCUAUGAUCGAAGAUGGACCCCCAAAAAAUUUACCAAAGAAAGACAAACUACUGAGUUAGACAUUAAUAAUACAAGUCCUUCUCAUGUCCCCAAGUCUGCGCUGGAGACCGUCUGCGUACCUGACAAAGUUUCUGAUUCCCUGAACAACAUUAAGUGGGAAACGACUAAUAAAGCUGAUGAAUUCUAUGUAUUCAUGCACUUCACUGAAACUAAAAAACUUGAUACCAAUGAAUUCAGAGAAUUCAACAUUUACAUAAACGAUGAACUAUGGUAUGAUCAACCGGUCGUUCCACCGUAUCUAGGUGUGACUUCCAUUUACACAGGGAGACCAAAAACAGGCGAUGAUGUGUACAAUAUCAAAAUCGAGAAAACAGAAAAUUCCACCCUUCAACCAAUUAUUAAUGCUUACGAGGUAUAUUCAGCAAAGAACUUUUCAAACAACGGAACAUAUGAUCCAGAUGUCUCUGCCAUUCUUAACAUCAAGUCUAAAUAUGGAGUGACAAAAAACUGGCAAGGAGAUCCUUGUGAACCACAAGACUUUGUUUGGGAUGGUCUCAUAUGCAGCUACCCUAGUUCUGAUCACUCUGCCAGGAUAACAUCAUUGAACUUGUCGGCGAGUAAGCUAACAGGUGAAAUACUUGGUUCAAUAGUCGAUCUCACACAAUUAAAAACUUUGGAUUUAUCUCACAACAACUUAAAAGGGCAAAUACCAGAAUUUUUAUCUCACCUGAAAUUAAGUGUCCUGAACUUGGAAGGGAAUAAGUUUACUGGUCCAGUUCCAGCUCAACUCCUAGAAAACCAAAAGAAUGGGAUUUUGUUAUUCAGUUAUGACGUUUCCGGAGAUGAAAAGAAGAACAAUAAGUAUAUACCUAUAGUUGUUGGAACUGUACUUGGGUCGGUAUUCUUGGCUGCAAUAUUUUUUGGCCUAUGGAUCAUCAGAGGGAGAGUAAUGCGAGUGUUUAAGCAAUCUAUUAAGAAACCACAAGAAAAUAUAAGUGACAUAGAGGGAAAGGUUAGACGGUUCACAUACUCCCAGGUUUUGGACAUAACCAAAAAUUUGCAUGAAAAGCUUGGUGAAGGUGGUUUCGGCGAAGUAUACCGUGGCUCUGUAGGUGACAUUCAAGUUGCUGUAAAGAUGCUUUCUGAAUCAUCAGAUCAAGGCUCAAGAGAAUUUCAAACCGAGGUCAGUCUGCUGGCGAGGGUUCACCAUAAGAACUUAACCUCUAUGGUUGGUUACUGCAAUGAGGACACACACAUGGGUAUCAUUUAUGAGUACAUGGCUGAACGAAACUUAGAGGAGUAUCUUUCAGGAAAUAGCAAAGGCAUUUCCAGUUGGGUUGAAAGACUUCAGAUAGCACUGGGUGCGGCACAAGGACUGGAGUAUUUGCACCAUGGAUGCAAACCUGCAAUCAUCCACAGAGAUGUCAAAACAAGUAACAUAUUAUUGAACCAACAAUUCCAAGCAAAGUUGGCUGAUUUUGGGCUGUCUGAAGCUUAUCCGGCUAUAGGCGGCACCCAUAUCUCGACGGUUUUUUUUGCUGGCACUAAUGGUUACAUUGACCCUGAGUCCAGGAAAAAUAAUAGGCUUACAGAGAAAACGGAUGUGUUCAGUUUUGGGGUUGUUUUACUUGAAAUGAUAACAGGAAAACGACCACUUUUAGGUCCUGAAGGCAACAUUGGCAUUGCUCAGUGGGUUGGCAACAAUGUCCAAAAUGGUUUUAUUACACAGGUUGUAGAUGUGAGGUUCGAAGAAAAUUAUGACAAAGAUUCUGUCCGGAAAGCAGUUAAUUUAGCCCUGACAUGUGCAAGUGAAAUUUCAUCCAGGAGGCCAACCAUGGAUGAAGUGGUGAAAAUGCUAAAAGAGUGCUUGGCUAUAGAAACUGAUAACCUCGAUGCUGAUCCAAACGAUUCAAAUGAUAUGUUUUCUACUGAUCCAGAGAGAUCAUUGUUCCCAAGAUCAAGGCGUGCAAGUUAAUGAUUGUUAUUAUCAAAUUUUUUGCUAUGCAGUGUUAUUAUUGUUAAGCUCGCACCAAUCAAAUUGGUUUUUAUAUUUUCUGUUAAAAAUUCGAUCAUGUUAGAGUACUUGUAUCUAUCUUCUAAGAAAUUACAGGCAGUGAGUACGCGAG